Molecule: messenger RNA, 813 nt
Organism: Aspergillus affinis
Lineage: Eukaryota; Fungi; Ascomycota; Eurotiomycetes; Eurotiales; Aspergillaceae
Exons: 4
Coding region: 1-813 (270 amino acids)
Source: RefSeq, a predicted model, not a curated record
AUGCAAGGGCAGCCUGGCCUAGCAGACCACAUCGACCACGAACGCUGUGCUGCAUUACACAACGAAAUCCUCCACCGAGGAUGGUUUGGAAGUGGAAAAUCACCCAAGAAAUUCCGAACUUGGUGGGAAGUGCAUCAACCACCAAAGGAAUUCGAAAAUCGAUUUGAUCCCUACCUGGUGAAAUUCCUGAAACGAGCCCUUGAAAGUGAAGAUCGCAGUCACUUCCUCUUCUACUGGGUUUCUAAUCUAGCACGCCCGGAAUGGAUGCUUGAUGAGACUUACCCUUGGGAGGAUGCGUUGGUUCUUCUCUAUAUGAUACCUCACGCAAGUAAUGGUCAUGAACUAGGCCCUAUGUUGUUUCGAUCAGGAAACGGCUCCAGCGUACUAUGUACCCCAAUUAUUGACUUAGGCGAAAUUUACAGCGAUGACAUCGGAUGGAAACAUUUAGAGGUUAUCCUUGACGCCUAUAUUCAGGCCAUUGAUGGUGGGAAGAUUAGCACUAUGGAGCCUACAUAUAUCCCACAGUCUGUCCAUGGCGAGGGGGACGAGGAUGAUGAUGAUGAUGAUGAUGAUGAUGAUGAUGAUGAUGAUGAUGAUGAUGAUGAUGACGACGAAUCUCGUCGCUUUCCUGUCGCUGUGGCUCCGGCGACAGAACCAUGCGAAUGCCAAAAGCCUAAGCCCACGGAAAGCAAGAUUUCCCCCCUCCCGUGGCCGGAUGCUAAAGCCCUAGAUCCCAUCAGUCAAUUUCCCCGGGGCUGUUUUGCUUUUGGUUUUCUUAAGGCCAUCACCACUCACUCGGUCAGCUUUCACUAA